AGCCCUCUCUUGCUUUAAUGAUGGGAUCACUCCAAAAUAUUUCAUGAAAGAGACACUUUCGGAAUGGGAUAGCAGAAUAAAUUGAUCACUCAAACAAGACUUAUGAGAACAACAACAAAGAAACAGUUGCGAGUUUCUAAAAACAGGCAAAUUCGGAAAGGACAAGUGGAGAAAAUCACCUGUUGCCUGCCUAUGGCGAAAGCCCAGAUCUAAGGGUGGUUUUCUUCUAUUUGGUUAAAACAAAGAUUAGAAACUGGAGAAUAAACAUGACCAAUAUGGUAUAGCAAAAGGGGACAUCAUCGAAUAGGUGCCCUAACCUCAGAUUUUAUCAUCAAGGAACAUACAGGGGAAAUUCUUACAGUUGGACUAAUGAUGGACAAGUGAAGCGCAUGCUGAUACGAUACUCUGCAGUUUGAAUCGCACCUUUUUACAGUUUGUAUGUGGGCUGAAAAAUAGAAACAUUAUUUCAACUGACACCAUUGUAAGCUGCAAUAUCAUACUAAGGACAGAAUCUUCAACAAGAAUCAAAAUAACAAAAAGCAAUUAAUCAGGGGAAUUUCUAUUAAUUUAAAAUAGAAUUGAUAGUAGACUGGAAACCAAAGUUGAUAGUUUUGAUUAUCAUAGAGAAGACAGUUGGGAUUUCAUGAUAUACUGUCUAAUAUGAUAUUCAUCUGGCAUUUGUGGAUAAUAACAUGCUAGGUUAAAUUGGAAACUGAAAGCCAAACUUGAUCUCUGCUAAGAGAUUUGGAAAACCAAGAUAUUACGGGAAAAUAAAAUAAUAACUCUACUAGUCAAUUCACGGAUAUUACUGAAAUUGCUACAGAGACAAUAUGGGGUCGAGAUUAAGGUACCAAUAUUGUAAAGUGAUUAUUGCCACAUCGAUGGUAUGGUUCCUAUUGGACGUUGUAUUACUCAUGUAUUAUACAGACUGUGCAUCUAAUCCUUCAUGCGACCAGAAUCGAGAAGUAGCCCCUGGUGGGGUUGCAGGAAAUCCACCAAAGAAAUCCGCAGGUCUUUUAGAUGCCAUUUUACCAAAAGGUAUAUUCAAGCCAGCUCCACCCAAUCUUCCAGGUGAAAUGGGUAAAGCUGUAGUGAUUCCUCCAGAUUUGCAGGCCAAAUCUAAAGAGAUGUUCAAAAUUAACCAGUUUAAUCUCAUGGCUAGUGAGAUGAUCAGACUCAACAGGACGCUGCCUGAUGUUAGAAUGGAGAGUUGUAAACAUAAAGAGUAUGUCGCAACUAAUCUGCUUCCUGAUACGUCUGUUGUAAUCGUGUUCCACAAUGAGGCUUGGACCACUCUUCUCCGUACUGUUUGGAGUAUCAUCCAAAGGUCGCCACAUGAACUUAUCAAAGAGAUUAUCCUCGUAGAUGAUGCAUCAGAAAGAGAUUUCCUUGGACGGAAGUUAGAAAUGUAUGUCAAAGAGCUUCCUGUUCCUGUGGUCAUCGAGCGAAUGGGGGAGAGGAAGGGCUUAAUAAGAGCACGAUUAAGAGGAGCCAGUGUUGCUAAGGGGCAAGUUAUAACAUUCCUAGAUGCUCAUUGUGAAUGCACAGAAGGCUGGUUGGAGCCCUUGCUAUAUGAAAUCUAUAAAGAUAGAACAAGUGUUGUGUGUCCAAUAAUAGAUGUCAUUAGUGAUGAGACAUUUGAGUACAUCACAGGCUCUGACAUGACCUGGGGUGGAUUUAACUGGAAGUUGAAUUUCCGCUGGUACCCUGUGCCCCAGAGAGAGAUGGAGAGGAGGGGAGGAGAUAGGAGUCUCCCACUGAGGUCUCCAACAAUGGCGGGUGGAUUGUUAUCUAUAGAAAGAAAUUAUUUUUAUGAAAUUGGCUCCUACGAUAGAGGAAUGGAUAUAUGGGGUGGAGAAAAUUUAGAAAUGUCUUUCAGGGUUUGGAUGUGUGGAGGUCAGGUGUUGAUCGCGACAUGCUCUCGUGUAGGGCAUGUCUUCCGCAAGGUGUCCCCAUACAGUUGGCCAGGGGGCGUUGUCAACAUCCUCAAUCAUAAUACCAUGCGUACAGUAGAAGUCUGGAUGGAUAACUAUAAAGAUUUCUAUUAUAAGAUUAACCCAGGUGUUAAACAAACUGAAGUAGGAGAUCUAACUCAAAGGCUAGAUUUGAGAAAAAAAUUAGAAUGUAAAAGUUUCCGUUGGUAUUUAGAAAAUAUUUAUCCAGAAUCACAGAUGCCUUUAGAUUACUACUCAUUGGGUGAGGUACGUAAUAAGGAGACCAACAUGUGCCUUGACAGUAUGGGACGAAAGAGUGGGGAGAAAGUAGGCAUGGUGCCAUGUCAUAAUAUGGGUGGUAACCAGGUGUUCUCAUAUACAAAGAAGAAGUCACUUAUGACAGAUGAUCUAUGUAUAGAUGUCUCACAAGUCAAGGGACCUGUCAAAUUUUUCAAAUGCCAUGGUUUGGGUGGCAACCAGCUAUUUGAGUAUGAUAAACAGACUCUACAAUUGAAGCAUUCCAACAGUAACCAGUGUUUAGAUAAACCCAAUCCAUCAGAACGUGAUACACCAUCAGUAGGCCCAUGUAAUAACAAGCCCUCCCAGCAGUGGGUGUUAGGAGAUAUAGACCUAGCUCGGAUGUGAUAGCGCCAUCUAUAGGCUCAUCUUCAUACUGCUGAAUCCUCCUGCACACUCAAGAAAUUGAAAAACCAUCAAACCAUAUUCUCAAAUACUUGACAGUCGUACUUUUGUUGCAGAAGUUACAUGCAUAAAAAAUAACAAUAAAAGAAUUGAUUUUACAAAAUUAAGUCAGAUUGUCAUGCCGAUUACACAUAAACAAGAAACACAUGAAAACUCCAAUACUAGGUGAUGAGGAAAUAUGCUUGCUUUCUAGAGCUCUCUUGAAAGAGCUCGAAGAGUCCAUGUUUUGACAAUAAAAUGUGACUUAGACUGAAAUAAAUAUAUAACUUUUUUCAUGGAGGAAAAUAUGUGUAAAUGAAUCUAAUUUCUUAUAAAAUGUACAUUGUCACAAUUUCCUGAUUGUCAGUAUGUUUCCAAGUUUUAACAUUGUCACAAGCAUAAAUCCUCCAACAAGGUAAUACAUGUACCAUGUGACCAUUCUAAUCUGAUAUUCUCGAAGCACUCUUUCCAUUUUGUAGAAACUACAGAUAUAAGAUAAUGUGUACUGUGUACAGAAACAGCUGAAAAUCUAUGUUUGAUUUUGUUCG
Messenger RNA from Owenia fusiformis, 3163 nucleotides. The record is from the annotation of a GenBank genome assembly. NCBI's taxonomy places the organism in Eukaryota, Metazoa, Annelida, Polychaeta, Sabellida, Oweniidae.